AUGAUGACUCUACAAGAUUUGACCCACGUUGAAGUACGAAACCAGAAGGCCGCCCGCACCCCGAAGAAGACGUGCCCGAAAUGUAAAAUGCAAGUGCCCGUGGCCCGUCAGCGUUGUGAAAACUGUCCUCACCAGUUCAUCAGCAACGCAGCCCCGGACCGCGAAGCACGCAAGGCAGCCCGCAAGGAGAAGAAGCGGCUGCGCGCCCACCGCGACGGCAUACAAGCCGCGGCGAAGCGGCUGCGCGCAGCGGCCAACGAGCGAGCGGCCAACGCGCGGGAGACCGUCGAUUUCGCGCCUGAUCUGGCGACGCACGGAUCCUCGCACGAGUGCCGCGGCGCCCACGUGGCCGCUCCGACGGAAGGGAUGGCGCUUGCGCGCGAGGCGCUAGAUGUCGCGCCGGCGGAGCCAACCGUUUUCGAACCGACAGUUUUGGCCGCAGUGCCGGAGACGCCUGCGUCUGCGCCAGAGGCGCCCAUGCCGAUGGAUGUCGCGCCGGAUGUGCCGGUCGCCUUGCCGGAUGCGCCAGCCGUCGCGCCGGAGGCGCCCAUGCAGAUUGAUGUCGCGCCGGAGGCACCUGCUCCCACGCUGUAUCCGCCUGCUCCCGCUUUGGAGGUAGCCGCCGCGCGUGAGCGCGCCAAGUACCAGGAGAUGCAGCGGUCUCUGAGGCAAGAGGUCGCUAUGUGGAAGAAGCGGUCGCAGCGGUUAAGUCGUGGGUCGUGCGUGGUGAUAAAUGAGCUGGCAUUGCUGAUCGAGGGAGGAGGUGACGAACCAGAUCUCCACGAGCACAGCUGGGGGAGCGAGAAGGAGGUCGCAAAGAGCGGACCGUGGAAGUUGGAUCCAAUUAAAAAUUCUGUCUACAAGACGCAUCCAAGGAAGGAAGAGGCUAUUAGGCUCUACCAAGACUGGUCGAUUCGCGUCAUUCAAUGCUUCUUGAGGCUUGGGUACGACAUCGACAUCGGCGUGACGAAGCAAGCUCCGUUCGUCCGCUUGGGCCAGAAAGAUCCGAGCAACGGAACCAAGAAACGCAUGUUCGCCCUUUUUCAAGUCGAGGGCAAGGGUACUGCACAGAAAAUCGAGACGGAUUUGCAAGCAUACGUCAAGAGGCUCAAAUACGAGGGCUUCACAAAUACAUUGAAGGCUGCUGGAAACGGCGUGCACGAAGCCAUGAAUACGAUUUACCUCGUCUUCUGGAUGAAAGACGAAGAAACGCCCCCGGUCGCUCCCGAUGCACGACCUCGCGGAAUGGCGGCGCGCGCUAGCGCGCUUGUUCAGUCCACGCUGUCCGGUUUUCUGAAGUGACUGGGUUGUUCGUCAGCAGGCGGUCAUGGCGUCGCAGUGCUGGUCGUGGUUCUAUUUGGGGGUUGGUUAUAAAUCGGAGUAAUUCCCCUCUAUGUAAAACCCGUGCACUACUGGGUUUGAUUAAGGGCGAGUACCACAGAUCACAAAUUACUCGUCGACGACCGCACGGAGAACGAUGGCCCGCCGCGUGGCGUGUCCGCGGCGCGCUUUAGCAGAUCCGCCACGACGCCCUUGAGCGAUGCGUUGAAUUGGUCGAGGCCACCAAAGCCCGCUUCGAUGGUCGCUAACCCAAAAAAAUGGCUAUGAAUACAGAUUGUUUGUUCCUGGAAUUUUUCAAGUAGAAUUGUUAAAUCAAUUUGGUCGGCGCACGAGGACAUUGACAUGGCCUAUCAAGGCGACGUCGAAAUCAUCCACAACUGGCGCGAGGAGCACUCCAUCGAGGACCUCCAGCGCAUCGUCGAGCGAAAGGGCUACUCGGCCUUCUCCGUGGGCAGCUUCGACUUGGAUUUGUGA
This is a messenger RNA of Pelagomonas calceolata, 1815 nucleotides long. NCBI's taxonomy places the organism in Eukaryota, Pelagophyceae, Pelagomonadales, Pelagomonadaceae. The record is from the annotation of a GenBank genome assembly.